AUGGUCAAGUCCGAUGAGCAUAUGGACAGGGUGAAAAAGAAAUUAUACGAUGAAGCGGCGGCGAAGAAGGCAAGCGCAGAAGCUAAAAGACAGCGAGAUCUUAAAAAGUUCGGAAAACAAGUCCAGAUCGCCAAGUUACAGCAGAGACAGAAGGAGAAGAGGGAAACGCUGGAUAAGAUCAACAGUUUGAAGAGAAAGCGCAAAGCGAGUGACGGCGCCCCGACCGAAGAACCAGAUCUUUUCGAUGUCGCCCUAGAAGAUGCGGGCAAAUCUCAUUCUCAUGGUGGAGCCAAUAAAGGUAACCGUAAUGAACCGCGCGCACAAAACAAGCGACAAAGAAAGGAUCAGAAGUUUGGUUUCGGAGGCAAGAAACGAUUCGCGAAGAGUGGAGACGCCGUUUCCAGUGGCGAUCUAAGCGGAUUUUCAGUAGGUAAAAUGAAAGGACGCAAAAAGGGGACCGCGCAGAGACCAGGGAAGAGCAGGCGUGCAGCUUUAAAGAGGGCUUGA
Messenger RNA from Histoplasma mississippiense, 507 nucleotides. RefSeq lists its product with no specific name. The coding region runs from base 1 to 507 and encodes 168 amino acids. Lineage: Eukaryota; Fungi; Ascomycota; Eurotiomycetes; Onygenales; Ajellomycetaceae. Gene Ontology annotation, cellular component: nuclear periphery; preribosome, large subunit precursor; nucleolus. Gene Ontology annotation, biological process: rRNA processing; ribosomal large subunit biogenesis. The transcript has 2 exons. The record is from RefSeq and is a predicted model, not a curated record.